AUGGCCGAGGAAAAGACCUACGUUCUCCAGACUGCUGGCUUUGACGCCCGUUUCCCCAACCAGAACCAGACCAAGCACUGCUGGCAGAACUUUGUCGACUACCACAAGUGUGUCAACGCCAAGGGCGAGGAGUUUGCUCCCUGCCAGCAGUUCAAGCGCGCCUACCAGUCGCUCUGCCCCAGUGCGUAUCCGUUCGCUCCUUGGCGAACAAUGGAGCGGCCGCAAGGCCACAACACGGCGCGCGCAAAUGGCGUGUCGUCGUUGGAGCGCCGAGCGGCCGACUUUGUCCGCCAGGCCCACACACCAUAUGCUGACGCUGUCUCCGCAGACGAGUGGUCGUCCAAGUGGACCGACCAGGUCGAGAACGGCACCUUCCCCGCCUCGCUCGACCCUUAG
Molecule: messenger RNA, 396 nt
Organism: Apiotrichum porosum
Lineage: Eukaryota; Fungi; Basidiomycota; Tremellomycetes; Trichosporonales; Trichosporonaceae
Gene: COX12
Product: Cytochrome c oxidase subunit 6B
Exons: 6
Coding region: 1-396 (131 amino acids)
Cellular component (GO): respiratory chain complex IV; mitochondrion
Source: RefSeq, a predicted model, not a curated record